This is a messenger RNA of Galendromus occidentalis (western predatory mite), 1356 nucleotides long. RefSeq names its product lipase member K. NCBI's taxonomy places the organism in Eukaryota, Metazoa, Arthropoda, Arachnida, Mesostigmata, Phytoseiidae. The record is from RefSeq and is a predicted model, not a curated record. The coding region runs from base 1 to 1356 and encodes 451 amino acids. The transcript has 7 exons.
AUGUCAUGCUGCUCAAUCGAAAUAUCCUUUCUGUGCCUGCUCGCCCUUCAAAGUGCCAUCGGCUUCCGUCAGAACGCGGUGUUCGAUGACAGACCUUGGGAUGAAGAUUACUCUUUAUGGAAGCAGGGGACGGACGUUUUCAUCCGUAGCUACGGCCUCGCCUUCGACUGGGAAUACACUAUGACGGAAGAUGACUGCACUCUGGCAUUGCACCAUCUAUGGAACCCCAGAAUCAAAGGGCCGAAAAUCCCCGUUUUAUUUGUGCAUGCUCUCAUCGCCGACGGGGAUACGUGGUUCGUUUCAAAGCCGUCGAAUAGUUUAGCCAUGGUCAUGGCGAAAAACGGUUACGAUGUUUGGGCAUUGAACUAUCGCGCUACGUCCUACAGUCCGAUCGAAAAACAUCAAUAUGUGAACACAACUAUCGAUGAUAACGCUCUGAAAGAUCUCCCGGCUAGUAUCGAUUAUGUCCUCCAGAGGACGGGCUACCCGAGUCUCAACUUAGUUUCGAUGUCUAAGGGUGGAUUCGUGUCCCUGGCAUUAUUGUCGACGAGACCAGAAUACAACGCCAAGGUGCGACUCCACUAUACAAUGGUCCCAGUGACUGCCGUGACACAGCCUCGAGGGUGGAUCAAGUAUUUCUUGGAGUUUCAUCGCUUCAUGGUUGGCAAGCUCGGAGACAUCUAUAUGAGCCUCUUCGACUCGAAUACCCUGUACUUCGAUUUUUUACAUUUCUGGGAGUUCCCGUUAUUCCUCCAAAGGCUCGCUGAUACGCUUCCAGGGUUGGAGCAGCGGAUAGUCAAUUGGCUCUGGGAUGCCCGAUUCCGACGCGGACAUAUUAACAUGGAUAGAGAGAUCAUCUCGAAGGCAGUGAAACGCGGUUUUCCUACGAAGUGGUUUGGUCGGGAGAUGAUCCAAUUCUCUCAGAACACAUUCUCCGGACUUUAUCGGAGAUAUUCGCCUUCGUGGCUCGCUGACCCGAGGAGCGUUUAUCGAUCGACUUUACCGGACUCAAGACCAUUCGACUUGAGCCGGAUAAAAGCUCCGCACAUUAUGCUUCAAGCGAAUACGGAAAUAUUCAGUACUCCCGCCGAUAAUGAACGGAUCCGAAACGAGCUGUGCCAUACCUUCAUCUCGGGACCCCGAGCCUCCAAAUAUGCCUUCGAAGUGAGCGUCCCCAACUUUCAGCAUGUGGACCCACUGGUGGGGCGACAGAACGCCGAGAUCUAUGUCAACGCAAUAUACAUGACGUUCCGCGACCAUGAUAUCUCCUUGAACAAGACGUUCGCCAAGAUCCUGCCGAGAAUCGAAGCAGAAUGGAAAUACCUCGUGCCACAGCCUUGCGUUCCGAUCAGAUGA